Molecule: messenger RNA, 3808 nt
Organism: Anas platyrhynchos (mallard)
Lineage: Eukaryota; Metazoa; Chordata; Aves; Anseriformes; Anatidae
Gene: PIF1
Product: PIF1 5'-to-3' DNA helicase
Biological process (GO): telomere maintenance; DNA repair
Molecular function (GO): DNA helicase activity
Source: RefSeq, a predicted model, not a curated record
GGCGGCGCCACGCGGCCGGUUUGAACGGGGUCGGCAGCGGCGAGAUGGCGGCGGCGGAGCUGCGGGGCACCGUGGCCGUGGAGGAGCCGCUGCCGGGCGGGGCGGCCCCGCGGCGCCGCGUGGUGCGGGGCGCGCUGGUGCUGCUGGGCCGCAACGAGCUGCGGCAGCCGGUGCUGCGGGUGCUCGGCGGUACCGGCACGGCGCUGAGCUUCCCGCUGAGCGGCGACGCCGUGCGGCUCUUCACCCGCUUCGCCGGCGAGGGGCGGGCGGCGGUGCGGCUCGGCCCGGGCGGCGCCCAGCUGCUGCUGUCCGACUGCCCGCCCGACGCCCUGCGCCGCUUCCUGCGCCUGCUGCGGCACAAGCUGGCCGCCGGGCCCCGGGGCGCCCCGCGCUGCCCCCGCCUGCUGGCCCGCCCGCCGCCCGCCUUCGCCAUCAUCAGCCCGCUGCGGGAGCGGGACGCGCUGCGCAGCCCCCGGGGGGGUGCCGCUGAGGAGCCGGGGCAGCGCCCGGCGGAGGUGCCCCGAGCGCAGCGGCGGCCCCCGGCGAGGCUGUCGGCGGAGCAGGAGGCGGUGCUGGGCGCGGUGCGCAGCGGGCAGGGCGUCUUCUUCACCGGCUGCGCGGGGACCGGGAAGUCGUUCCUGCUGAAGAAGAUCGUGGGUUCCCUCCCUCCCAACAGCACCUAUGCCACGGCCAGCACCGGGGUGGCAGCUUGCCACAUCGGCGGCACGACGCUGCACGCCUUUGCAGGGAUCGGCUCCGGGAAGGCACCGCUAGAGCAGUGCAUCCAGCUGGCAGAGAGACCUGGUGUGCGCCAGCACUGGCUGGCCUGCCAGCACUUAAUUAUUGAUGAGAUCUCAAUGGUGGAUGGCAACUUCUUUGACAAGCUAGAGGCGGUAGCAAGAGCAGUGAGGAAACGGGAUGAGCCUUUUGGAGGAAUUCAGCUGAUCAUCUGUGGGGACUUCUUGCAGCUACCCCCAGUGUGCAAGGCUAAUGAAGAAAUCAAGUUCUGCUUCCAGGCAAAAAGCUGGAGGAAAUGCAUCCACAUAAACAUGGAGCUCACUGAAGUGCGGAGACAGACCGAUAAGACGUUUAUCUCGCUCCUGAGUGCAGUCCGUUUAGGCAGGUGCACAGAGGAGGUUACCAGUCUGCUGAUGCAGACAGCUACUAACAGGUCUGAGCGUGAUGGGAUCCUGGCUACACGGCUCUGCACUCACAAAGAUGAUGUAGAACUGACUAAUAAGAAACGCUUGCAACAGUUAUCAGGAGAAGUGCACACUUUUGAGGCUUUGGACAGUGACCCAAUGCUCGUGAAGUUAAUUGAUGCUCAGUGUCCUGUGGGUAGUAAAAUUGCGUUAAAGGUUGGAGCUCAGGUGAUGCUAGCUAAGAAUCUGGAUGUGUCUCAAGGGCUGGUGAAUGGAGCACGAGGAGUAGUUGUGGGAUUUGAAAGCGAUCAGAAGGGGCUGCCCAAGGUGAGGUUUCUCUGCGGGGUCACACAAAUCAUCAAAAUGGAGAGGUGGGUCUUCAAAGGACCAUCUGGAGUUCAUCUGAGUCGCCAGCAGUUGCCCCUAAAACUGGCAUGGGCCAUUUCCAUUCACAAGAGUCAGGGCAUGUCUCUAGAUUGUGUGGAAAUCUCCCUGUCUCGUGUCUUUGAAAGUGGGCAGGCUUACGUAGCCCUUUCCCGAGCCCGUAGCCUUGCAGGUCUCCGUGUUCUGGAUUUUGACCCCAAAGUUGUGAGAGCUGAUCCUUCUGUGUUGCAGUUUUAUAGACAACUGAGACGUCAUCAUCUUCUAACCCAGGAUUCACUACACACCCGUUCGGAUGCUGAUGAGAAAGAGAACUGGAAAAGCAGCUGAGAAUGCGUUUCUGGCCUCUGUGAGGCAUCAACACAAAUGGUUGAGUUGCAGUGAUCUUGCUGUUGAGUAUAUUAGAUAAUGUAGAUGAAGUCAGAAGAUUUUUUUUUUUUUAAAUGUUUGUUUCAUUUAGCUGACUCUGGAUGUAUAGAAGUGUCCCUGUCUUGUGCCUCUGAAAUUUAGAAGUCCUCUGCAGUCCCUUUUUGGGUCCACAGUCCCAAGCACUUGUGUGUCUCCAGUGUGACUCUAGCAAGCAAAAUGAUUGAAUGAGGAUGUUGCUGAGGGACCUUCCUAUGGUUCUAUCCUGUCUGCCUAGCUGCAUUUUUAUCCUGCACGUAUAUGGACUGCGAAACUUGUAUUUUUCAAGUGUACCACAGCUGGGAGAUAGGACGUGUGUGUCCACUUUGCCUGAAUGAACUGGAUCUGUUCACUAGAGCUGCAGACAUGAGGGAAAGCAAUGUAAAGUAUCUGGAAUACAUGUGAUUCUCCUGCAAGUGUCGAGCUGCCAGGAGCCAGACUAUUCCUUCAUAUUCUGUGUCGGGAUGUUUUUGCGUUUAAAAUGUUUAACACUAGUAGGCUUCGCACAACUUCAUCCACAAACAAAACUGUAAAAUAUUGUGCAUUCUAUUAUGCUGAUACACAUUCGUUUUGUUAGCCUGCUGUGUACAGUAACACAUGGUUUUAUUUUUUUAAUCCUUCUAAGAUGAGUGUCACUGUUAAAGUUAGGAGCAAGUCCUACAUUUUCUACCCAUAAUCGCGGAACUACAGGAAUUGGGAAGAUCCAUUACACCUAGAGCAAGAAGGGAGUGAGCAGAGAGAGGUGCUGAUGGGACUCCUGUUUGUUUAAACACAUGAAGCUCUUUCAAGGGGAGGGUGUUUGUUAGAAACAAUGCAGAGCUAGUGAGGUAGAAGUUGAAUGUAUAAUAGGGAAAUGGCCAAGGAUCUGGAAGUGAACUGUAACCACUUAUUUCAGCAAAAAGAGGGCUGAACAGAACUAAUAUACUGUCUUUUUAAAGCCUUAAUUAAGGGGAUGAUUUGCCCUUUGUAUUUCAGCAUAUUGCUUAUAGCAUAAGUAACUUAUAUAUUUUUAAAUGUUUAGUAUGCAGGAAUAAUGUGAAAUAACAAUGUCCGUUACAAUGAUGUUUACUCAUGGGUUAGAUUGUUACAAAGGAUAUACCAGCCAUUUCCUCUCAUAUACAAUACAGCGAUUUAUUGACAGAUGAAAAUAGUAAUGAGCUGAGAGAUUUUAAAUGAUUUUAAUUUGCAUUAAAGUUCUGUAAUAACAAGAUAACCACUUAUCUUAAACUCUAAGUUAUGCACAAUGUGAAUAAACUAUUGUGAUCUUCUUGAAGCAGCUGACUUAACUGCAGCUCUCAUGGGUUAAGGACUGAUAUUACCAGUUGUAUGUUUUUUUUUUUUGUUUUUGUUUCGUUUUGGUGCUGAUUUGAGUUUAGAGAUAAAAAACAGAACUUAAAGCUGGAAUGGAUAAUAACUUUCAUGUUAAUAUUAAAUGUAUGUGAAAUAUUAGGGUUGCCCUUUCGGAGGUGAGGCAUUGGAAACAGAAUAGAAGUGAGUUAUGAUGGCUUGGCAGUUGACCUAAGGCUGAAAGGGGUUUGUCUCUAAAUUUUGGAUGUUCUCACUCACUUCCAGCUAAAGCAGGUGUAGGCUGCAGUUGAAGACUGCUAUUUAAGUCCUGAAAGGGGCAGUUAAGACAAAUACGAGCUGUCAGCCUCUGUUAUGGCUCCACUGCAGUCAGGACUGUGAUGAGGCUUUUUUAAUAGAAUAAAGCACCCAUCUCUAUGAAGUAAAAAUCUUCUAGCAAUUAAACUGUUUGCCAAGUACCUUCAAAGGUGAAACAGACUCAAGUUGAGGAAAAUAAAUGUAAUUUGUUACCAGUUGAAAUAUAUUUGGAUAGUGAGAAACAGACAAAAAAUAAACAGAAAAAUACUUUGCUGCCA